This is a messenger RNA of Lepus europaeus (European hare), 1577 nucleotides long. It is a transcript of the gene PAAF1, whose product is annotated as proteasomal ATPase associated factor 1. NCBI's taxonomy places the organism in Eukaryota, Metazoa, Chordata, Mammalia, Lagomorpha, Leporidae. The transcript is spliced from 12 exons. The coding region runs from base 34 to 1212 and encodes 392 amino acids. The record is from RefSeq and is a predicted model, not a curated record. Gene Ontology annotation, molecular function: protein binding.
GAAGAGGCGGGCUAGUGGAGGCGGGGAGUCAAGAUGGCGGUGCCUUUGAGGAUUCAGAGCGACUGGGCUCAAGCCCUCAGGAAGGAUGAAGGGGAGGCCUGGGUGAGCUGUCAUCCUCCAGGGAAGCCAUCUUUGUAUGGCAGCCUGACUUGUCAAGGACUUGGCCUAGAUGGUGUCCCCGAGGUUACAGCUUCAGAAGGGUUUAUUGUGAAUGAAGUCAACAAGAAAAGCAUUCAUAUUUCCUGUCCGAAGGAAAAUGCAUCUUCUAAGUUUUUGGCACCAUAUACUACUUUUUCCAGAAUUCAUACAAAGAGUAUAACAUGCCUGGACAUUUCCAGUGGAGGCGGCCUUGGUGUGUCUUCUAGUACUGAUGGGAACAUGAAGAUCUGGCAGGCUUCCAAUGGAGAAUCCAGAAGAGUAUUGGAAGGACAUGUGUUUGAUGUGAAUUGUUGCAGGUUUUUCCCAUCAGGCCUUGUGGUUCUGAGUGGGGGAAUGGAUGCCCAGCUCAAGAUCUGGUCAGCAGAAGAUGCUAACUGCGUGGUGACCUUCAAAGGUCACAAAGGAGGUAUCCUAGAUACAGCCAUUGUUGAGCGGGGCAGGAAUGUGGUGUCUGGAUCUCGAGAUGGGACAGCACGACUUUGGGAUUGUGGGCGCUCAGCCUGCUUGGGAGUCCUUGCAGACUGUGGUUCCUCCAUCAAUGGAGUGGCAGUGGGUGCUGCAGACAACUCCAUAAACCUUGGCUCCCCAGAGCAGGUGCCCAGUGAACGGGAGGUUGGAACAGAGGCGAAAAUGCUGCUGUUGGCCCGGGAAGAUAAGAAGCUUCAGUGCUUGGGACUACAGAGCAGGCAGCCGGUUUUCCUCUUUGUUGGCUCAGAUGCCUUCAACUGCUGUACUUUCCUCUCUGGCUUCUCACUAUUGGCUGGGACACAAGAUGGAAACAUUUAUCAGCUGGAUGCAAGGAGUCCAAGGGCUCCAGUACAAGUCAUCCACAGAUCAGGAGCACCAGUUCUGUCCCUGCUGAAUUUCAGAGAUGGAUUCAUUGCUAGCCAAGGUGACGGAAGCUGUUUCAUCGUUCAGCAAGACUUAGACUACGUCAUUGAGCUCACUGGAGUGGACUGUGACCCUGUGUACAAGGUAGCCACAUGGGAGAAACAGAUCUACACAUGCUGUCGAGAUGGUCUUGUGCGACGCUAUCAGCUUUCUGACCUCUGACCCCUUGGAAGGAGAAUUCCCAGUUACUGAAAAGGAUUGAGCCUGGAUCAACAAUGAGCAGAAACUUCACUGGCCCUUCCCCAGGUCCAUUUCCCCGUAGUGCCUGGGUGCCCCUUGGAAGCCCCAGAAAAUCAGCUGUACUGGCCCUCGAGGAACUGUCAUCCCCGGACGCGUGAGUCAGAAGCUCCCAUUUGCUCACUGCCUUUGCCCCCACUUCUCCUUGUGUAAACUCAGCCCAGCUACACAGUACAAAUAUGUGGAUGCUCACAGUUUGUUCUCAUACCAGUUAUAUUAAAAAUGUUUACAAUGAACAGACAACUAAAGCCAUUUCUCUGGAGAAAAUAAAGAAAAUAUGUCUGGAGGAA